GUUCACAACCAUGGUUUCCACUGCUGCCCAUCGUCAGACCUUCAUCAAAAGUGUUAUCACCUUCCUGCGUCACUACGAUGAUGGUCUGGAUAUCGACUAGGAGUACCCUGGUUCUCGCGGCUCCCCACCUCAGGAUAAGGAGCGUUUCACGGUCUUGCUACAGGAGUUGAUGAGAGCCUUUGAGGAGGAGGGAAAGAAGACAAACCGUCCUCGUCUGUUGCUGAUUGCUGCUGUCUCUGCUCGAAAGGAGACGAUUGACUCUGCAUACCAGAUUGCCCAGAUUGGAGCUGUGCUGGACUACAUCCAUGUUAUGACCUAUGACUUCCAUGGUUUGUGGGAACAUAAUGUUGGAGAGAACAGCCCUCUCUAUAAGGGCCCUAGUGACCAGGGAUCCAUGAUCUACUACAACGUGGACUAUGCUAUGAAUUACUGGAAGAACAAUGGUGCCCCAGCUGAGAAGCUGCUGGUUGGUUUCCCCACUUUUGGCCACACUUUCCACCUGGCCUCCUCUAACACAACUGUGGGAGCUCCUGCCAGGGGACCUGGACCUGCUGGACAUUUCACUCGUCAGACUGGAUUCUUGGCCUACUACGAGAUCUGCACCUUCCUGAAGGAAGGAGCCACACAGGCUUGGGACAACGCCCAGAAUGUGCCCUAUGCCUAUAACCAGGGAGUCUGGGUUGGAUAUGACAAUAUUAAGAGCUUCCAGGCAAAGACUGAGUGGUUGAAGCAUUACGGUUUUGGUGGAGCUGUGGUAUGGACUUUGGCUUUGGACGACUUCACCGGCAUGUUUUGCGGCCAGGGGCGAAACCCACUCAUCAACACUCUAAAAAGUGGACUAGGAACUUAAUCUUCCUGCAAAGCUCAGCCUAACCCCCCACAUGCAGUCGCACCAAGCCAGCAGCCCAGUGGAGGCACCACAGGAUCUGGCUUCUGUGCUGGCAAGCAGAACGGACUCUUCCCUGACCCGACCGACAAGAAGAAAUUCUACAAGUGUAACCAAGGACAAACCGACGUCCAAUACUGCACUGCCGGCCAGGUGUUUGAUGACAGCUGCAAAUGCUGCACCCGCUCUCAGUGAAAUGAAUGAACCUAUGAGCUGGGUAAACAAUCCACUAACCCACCAACACAGAGAAUGGCUGUGUAACACCUGCCAUUGAUUUAACCUAAA
Haplochromis burtoni (Burton's mouthbrooder) is the source of this 1171-nucleotide messenger RNA. RefSeq names its product acidic mammalian chitinase. The record is from RefSeq and is a predicted model, not a curated record. NCBI's taxonomy places the organism in Eukaryota, Metazoa, Chordata, Actinopteri, Cichliformes, Cichlidae. Gene Ontology annotation, cellular component: extracellular region. Gene Ontology annotation, molecular function: chitinase activity; chitin binding. Gene Ontology annotation, biological process: carbohydrate metabolic process; chitin catabolic process.